Daldinia vernicosa is the source of this 1598-nucleotide messenger RNA. Its product is annotated as ribosome biogenesis protein Nop16. The transcript has 2 exons. The coding region runs from base 692 to 1393 and encodes 233 amino acids. Lineage: Eukaryota; Fungi; Ascomycota; Sordariomycetes; Xylariales; Hypoxylaceae. Gene Ontology annotation, biological process: ribosomal large subunit biogenesis. The record is from RefSeq and is a predicted model, not a curated record. Gene Ontology annotation, cellular component: nucleolus.
CCUGUCAAGCCCACAUAUUUUCAUGAUAAAUAGGUACUUGUAUAAGACUUUGCUCAACUUAUAUGGUAAAUUAUAGAUGGUAUAUGGUAGAUGGUAAAUGAUAAAUGGUUGAUGAUAGAAGCACCUCACAACUAUCCACAACGCCAAGUCCAACCAGCAUGGGUUGAUGUAGCAAGAAGCUGCCGCGCAAGGCUCGUAUCAACUUACCCUUGAAAAAACAAAAAACAAAAAAAACAAAAAAUGAGUGGCAGGUAGUUUUACUUAUUCUAAAGGCUGACGAAUUUUCACCUUAGUAUUGGAGAAUCGCGAUGUGAAGCUGCUGUACGUUAGGUACCUAACCUUGGGUAAAGAAAAGCAUGUGGGGGAAGACGAAAGGGCGAAAGUGAAAGACAACUGACAAGUCAGCUAUCUCUUUGGACGCUUUGACCAGCUGGAAAUGCACGUGCAUACAAGAUAAGAUAAGCACCGAUUAUUCUUAUCUUAUCAUUCAGUAGUAUCAACGAUGCAUCAGUAAGAAAUUUUGGAGCAUUUUCCCAAUAUGCUGGAUUAUCUCUAGUGAAACAAGAAGCGAACGAACAAGCAUUGAAUCUCAGCGCGCAUCAGCUAUACCUCGUAAGCUGGCGAACCAUUCCAUACGACAUAUAUCAUAUAAUCGAAUAGGUCAAAAUACCAUACCACAUCUGAUAUAGCCAUGGGUCGUGACCUCCAGAAGCGCAAGAGGCGCUCUUCUCGCCCCGCCAUCCGCCAGCCUUCAUCGACGUUAAGAUCGAAGCGUCUCUUAAACCCUCUAGGGAAUGAUUUGGUGGCUAAGAACUGGAAUAAGAAAGAGACCGCAACGCAGAACUACCGCCGUCUCGGUCUCGUGUCCCGCCUGAAAGCGCCAACCGGCGGCGUAGAACCCAAUCUGGCGUCGAAGAAACUACAAGGGCGAGCCACGAAGCCCGUAGACCCCUUCGCUAUUAGUCAGCCCACCCGCCCUGUUAUUAGCGAGGUGCGCGUGGAGCGGGACGAGAACGGCAAGAUUAUACGCGUACUCGGUGGUUCGAAGCGGAAGGACAAUCCCCUAAACGAUCCUCUCAACGACCUCGACUCCGACUCGGAGGAUGACGAGGACGAAGAUGAGGAAGAAGGAGGCGAAGAGUGGGGUGGAAUCGAGGACGCGAAUGGAGAGGAUGGUAUGAUCGUUGCGCAGCUCGAAGAAGAAGCCAACAGGCCUAUAGUCAAGAAGCCACGGACCCUAACCAAAAGGGAGACUGAGUGGUUACAGAGCCUCGUGGACAAACAUGGAGAUGAUACGAAGGCUAUGUCGAGAGAUCGCAAGUUAAAUCCGAUGCAGCAGACAGAGGCGGACAUCGCUAGGAGGAUUAAGAAAUGGAGGGGUUCCUCGGCUUAAAAAAAGGGGGGGCGAAAGGACUCUGACCCGGUGGAUGGAGUUUUCUGCAUUGCAAGGCGUUAUGGAUCUUAGUAUUUUGACUGGCUAAGAAGCCAGCUCUCGGUAUAUACUUGUAAAAAAAGCAUAGGCUACUUUGCCGUCAUUCACAUCUAUAUACUUGGGCAUACGUAUAACAGGUACCUAUCAACCGAAACAACAGAGUGAA